This is a messenger RNA of Python bivittatus (Burmese python), 2146 nucleotides long. NCBI's taxonomy places the organism in Eukaryota, Metazoa, Chordata, Lepidosauria, Squamata, Pythonidae. The record is from RefSeq and is a predicted model, not a curated record.
GCCCGGCCCGGCCCCUGCCAGACCACGCGGGGAGACGCUUCCCCGAGCGAUGCCUCCCGGUCUUCGUCCCCGGCAGGGCAGCUGAGGGCCCUGGACACGUACAUACUCACCUAACGAAUGUGUGUUUUCUUCUCCUGGCAGGUGGUCUUUCACAAAAUGUCUCCCAACGAAACUCUCUUUCUGGAAAGCACCAACAAAAUCUAUAAGGACGAUAUUUCUAACAGCUCCUUUGUGAACUUUCAAAUAUGGGAUUUUCCUGGACAAAUGGAUUUCUUUGAUCCAACGUUUGAUUACGAGAUGAUUUUCAGAGGAACUGGAGCUCUCAUUUAUGUUAUUGACGCACAGGAUGACUACAUGGAAGCAUUAACCAGGCUCCAUAUUACAGUUUCAAAAGCUUACAAAAUCAAUCCAGAAAUGAACUUUGAAGUUUUUAUUCAUAAAGUUGAUGGCUUAUCGGAUGACCAUAAAAUAGAAACUCAGAGGGAUAUUCAUCAAAGAGCUAAUGAUGAUCUUGGUGAUGCUGGGUUAGAAAAACUACAUCUUAGCUUUUAUUUGACCAGCAUCUAUGAUCACUCAAUAUUUGAAGCCUUCAGUAAGGUGGUGCAAAAGCUCAUUCCACAGUUGCCCACUUUGGAAAACCUGCUGAAUAUCUUUAUAUCAAACUCAGGGAUUGAGAAAGCUUUUCUUUUUGAUGUUGUCAGCAAGAUCUAUAUUGCAACAGAUAGUUCCCCUGUUGACAUGCAGUCAUACGAGUUGUGUUGCGACAUGAUUGACGUUGUCAUUGAUGUUUCUUGCAUAUAUGGGUUAAAAGAAGAUGGGAGUGGUAGCGCAUAUGACAAGGAAUCUAUGGCAAUUAUUAAACUCAAUAACACAACUGUUCUAUAUUUAAAAGAAGUGACAAAGUUUCUGGCUUUGGUGUGUAUCCUUAGAGAAGAAAGCUUUGAACGCAAAGGCUUAAUAGACUACAAUUUUCACUGCUUCCGUAAGGCUAUCCAUGAGGUCUUUGAAGUGGGCAUUUCCUCUCAUCGGUCCUGCAGCCAUCAAGCAAACAUUCCCAAUUUAAAAGCAGUGACUCAUAAUGGCACCCCUAGAAAUGUUGUCUAAGAAGGACUGAAUCAGGAUGACCUAGUGCUUGCUUGCUUACCCUGUGUCUGUGUACCAGGGGAUGAGCAGCACAGAGAAUUUGCUGCAUAACUUCAUCCGUUUAUUUUGAAGGAAGAGAGUCUGCCUUGUGGACUUGUCAUCAUAGCUGACAUGGACACCCAGAAUGGCUGCCAGGAACCACAGGGACCAAGAGCGGUUGCUUUAGUUACAAUUUGGCAGGCAGGCAGGCAGGCAGGCAGGCAGCCUCUCCUCCACUUGGACAACUUCCUUGUUUGUUUCAGAAUUAAACAGAACAGCAGGUGAUUUGCUCCAGAGGUUCUGAAAUUCAAACAUACUUCAUAACUUAUUUGAGUACACACUCAGCACAUUCCACCUGUCUUAUCGCAUAGUUUUGUGGUAAUACCUGAAAAAGUAGUAUAUCCUGUGACAUCUCCCUAGCAAACUCAUUGAAUGGAAGAGCUUAUUUCCUUUUCUAGCUUUAUCUUUCCUCAGAACUGUUGGAAACGUCUUAUCUUGGAUUCUCAAGCUAUCCGCAAUUCAGCUAAUAUCAGUUCCUGCACUCAUUCUUAAACUGUUUUUUGUAAUAAAUAAUUCAGUUUCACCCUGUCAUGGUUAAUAUCUCUAGAAUUUGGUAUUUAUUUCAUUCUUGAAGCCACAUGAUUGCAUAAAGGGUCAUUUUAUUUUAAAAAAUGUGUACAGCUUUGGCAAGAAUGGAUUUUGGUUGCUAGAAUUUGCUUAACAACAUGUGAAGCUUCCUUAAGCAUACUUUCCAUCUGAUGAAAUGUUUUCUGUGAAUCUUCCUGUAGAUCAUCUGUGCACUGGCAGGUAAAUGCUACUGGCCAUUUUCUUAAUGAUAACAGCACUUUGAAAGCCUCAAGCUCUGUUCUUUACUCAAAAUGUCAGUGUGAGUUUGUUGAAGAUUUAACAGAUAUUUUAGUGCUAUUCACAGGUGAUUGUAUUCUGCCAGAGGUUCAUGUCCAGAGGGGAUAAGUUCCCUAGGUUUCAUUAAUAAAAUAUCUUUAUCUCAACAAGUGUUUCUCCU